This is a messenger RNA of Camelina sativa (false flax), 510 nucleotides long. The record is from RefSeq and is a predicted model, not a curated record. Lineage: Eukaryota; Viridiplantae; Streptophyta; Magnoliopsida; Brassicales; Brassicaceae.
AUGCCAACUUUACUCACCAAAGGAGUGGAGAACCUGUUACAGGCACGUAUUGAACAGUCAAGGCGUCUAAAGGUUCAAGAAAUUGAUGAAGAUCGAUUUGAAGUAAGUGGUGGUAACUCAACGCAUGUUGUCAAUCUGAGGUAUAAGAGGUGUUCAUGUAGGCGUUUUGAUCUAGAGAGGAUGCCAUGCGUACAUGCUAUCGCAGCCGCAUAUACGGCCAACGUAUCAGUUAUAAACCAGCACCAUCCAUACUUCCGCAGAGACAGCCUCUGCAGUGGGUAUGCGGAGGCGAUAAUGCCGAUAGAUACAUCCUGCAUCGUUCCUACUGAUAUUACACCGUCCAGAUGUAAACCGCCUUUUGUUAGGAAUCCUCCAGGAAGGCCAAAGAUGACGAGGAGGAAGUCUUUUGUCGAGGUUGCGUUGGAGACGAAGCGGCCCCGCAAACAGCAUGCUUGUUCUCAGUGUCAACAGGUUGGCCACAACCGUACAACAUGUCCAGCUAAUACGUAG